This is a messenger RNA of Drosophila persimilis, 2436 nucleotides long. It is a transcript of the gene Sur-8, whose product is annotated as leucine-rich repeat protein soc-2 homolog. Gene Ontology annotation, molecular function: protein binding. Bases 183 to 2072 code for a protein of 629 amino acids. The record is from RefSeq and is a predicted model, not a curated record. NCBI's taxonomy places the organism in Eukaryota, Metazoa, Arthropoda, Insecta, Diptera, Drosophilidae. The transcript is spliced from 3 exons.
AUCUUGUGUGAGGAAAAUGCGCAGAGUCCGGAAUAUUAAGAGAUCAACAUUGAGUUUCCACUGAUGGCUUAUUAAGUGAAGGUAGCGCAACGAAUCCCUCUGGCUGCGGCUGCUGCUGCUGUUGCUUUGGCACACUUCUGGGCAACGCUUUGUCGCCGCCGACCGCAAAACUGGGCAAAAUUAUGAACUUGUGUUCCUCGGGCGCUACGGCAUCGACCACAUCGUUAUCAUCCACGGGUCAGAGGAACGGCGGCACGUCUGAAGGAGGGGGAGAAGGAGCAGGAGGAGGAGGAGGUAGCGGCGGCGGCGGCGGCAAUAGCAGCAACGACGGACCCUCAGAGGCCAUUCACUGUUUUGGUAGCAACGGAGGUGGUGGCGGCCCGGAGGAAGUUUUCCACACCAGCCACAGUCACAGCACAGCCAACGGCGGCGGCGGCGGGGGCAGCAGCAACGGACACAGCCAGCAACACAACGAAAAUAACGCAACUAUGCCGCCCGAGACGCGUCCCAAAAUGGUGACGGUCAAGCAUCCGGAAUCCAACAAACCCAAGCCCACCACCAAGAAAAGCAAGCCCAUCCAGGCGGACCAGGACGUGAUCAAGGCGCUGCAACGAUGCCGGGACGAGGGCAUCAAGCGACUGGACCUGAGCAAAUCCUCAAUCACGGUGAUACCCAGCACGGUCAAGGAGUGUGUGCACCUCACCGAGCUGUAUUUAUACAGCAACAAGAUUGGCCAGCUGCCCGCCGAGAUUGGGUGCCUGGUGAACCUGCGGAAUCUGGCGCUGAACGAGAAUUCGUUGACCUCGCUGCCCGAGUCGCUGCAGAACUGCAAGCAGCUGAAAGUGCUAGAUCUGCGGCACAACAAGCUGGCGGAGAUUCCGCCCGUCAUCUAUCGACUGCGUACCCUCACCACGCUGUAUCUGCGCUUCAAUCGCAUCACCGCCGUGGCGGACAAUCUGCGCCAGCUGGUCAAUCUGACGAUGCUCAGUCUGCGCGAGAACAAGAUCAGGGAGCUGGGCAGUGCCAUCGGGGCGUUGGUGAAUCUGACCACGCUCGAUGUAUCGCACAAUCACUUGGAGCACCUGCCGGAGGACAUUGGGAACUGCGUGAACCUGAGUGCCCUGGAUCUGCAGCACAACGAGCUGCUGGACAUACCCGACAGCAUCGGCAACCUAAAGUCCCUGGUGCGGCUGGGUCUGCGCUACAAUCGACUGAGCAGCGUACCGGCCACGCUGAAGAACUGCAAGAGCAUGGACGAGUUCAAUGUGGAGGGCAAUGGGAUGACACAGCUGCCAGACGGCAUGCUCGCGAGCCUGAGCGGCCUCACUACCAUCACCCUGUCGCGGAAUCAGUUCACCAGCUACCCCACCGGCGGACCGGCGCAGUUCACGAACGUGUACAGCAUCAAUCUGGAGCACAACCGCAUCGACAAGAUACCGUACGGGAUAUUCUCGAGAGCCAAGGGCCUGACCAAGCUGAACAUGAAGGAGAACAUGCUGACGGCCCUGCCGCUGGACAUUGGUACGUGGGUGAACAUGGUGGAGCUGAAUCUGGCCACCAAUGCGCUGCAGAAGCUGCCCGACGACAUCAUGAACCUACAGAAUCUGGAGAUACUCAUCCUGUCGAACAACAUGCUCAAGAAGAUCCCCAACACGAUUGGAAAUAUGCGCAAGCUGCGCAUCCUCGACCUGGAGGAGAACCGCAUUGAGGUUCUGCCGCACGAGAUUGGGCUGCUGCACGAACUGCAGCGCCUGAUACUGCAGACCAACCAGAUCACAAUGCUACCGCGCAGCAUUGGGCACUUGAGCAACCUGACCCAUUUGUCCGUCAGCGAGAACAACCUGCAGUUUUUGCCCGAGGAGAUUGGGUCGUUGGAGGGCCUGGAGAACCUAUAUAUCAACCAGAAUCCCGGUCUGGAGAAGCUGCCGUUCGAGCUGGCCCUCUGUCAAAACCUCAAGUAUUUGAAUAUUGACAAGUGCCCGCUGAGCACCAUUCCGCCCGAAAUCCAGGCCGGUGGUCCGUCCUUGGUGCUGCAGUGGCUCAAGAUGCACUCGCCCUACCGGCAAAUGUGAGAUGUGGACGGCGUCUGGCGCACCGUCUACGUGGGCAGCGACUGUUAUUAUCAGUACGAGCUGCAGGCGGUGCAAAAGGCGCCCGGUGAUCCUAAGCCGGAAGCUGGCGGCGGCAACGACCGGCGUUAAUGGUGCGAUUGAUGAGCGAGUCCUAUCCCCGUCCCUGUCCUCGUCCAGGUUCACGUUCUCCUCCGACCCAAGCAUCCCGAGUAAAACCUACUGGAGUGCGUUGGUCGACAAAAUGAUAGCUUUAACGUGUUAUACCAAUGUCCCGCGUAUUGAAAUACUGCCCCGAUUUGCUUUUACCUUAUGUUAAACCCAUCCUAGAUCACAGUUCCCAAGCUGCUUGGACCCACACCACACC